This is a messenger RNA of Diversispora eburnea, 1113 nucleotides long. The record is from the annotation of a GenBank genome assembly. Lineage: Eukaryota; Fungi; Glomeromycota; Glomeromycetes; Diversisporales; Diversisporaceae.
AUGACACCUAAACCCUUUACUAUUAUUCAGGAAAUGUGUAACGAGUUUGUAACAGAUUUUAAUAAACUUGAAGAUGGACCGAUAUAUACUAAAUUAGUUCACGAUGGAACUUGGAAAGAGUCUGAAGAAAGUAUCGCAAAUGUAACUAAAGAAAUUCUUGCAAUUCGAGCUUUGUUAAAAAAUCUUCCUAUUGGUGAUUCUUUUUUCAUUAGUACAUUGGAAAAACAAAGUGUUGCCAGUGCUAACAGAAAAGGGGAUGGAUUUAUGGGGAGAUAUGAGAUUCAUCCUAAGUUAUAUAAACGUUAUAAGGAAGAAACCGGCCUUGAUCCUUGGAUAAACUCUGAUUCUUCACAAACAAUGGCAAAUACACAACCCAAAAUUAAUUUACCAGAAUUGGUGUGGCAACGAUUUGAAAAUCUUUGGAAUGAGGUAAAAAUAUUUCCUGAAGAAGAAAUGGUUUUUGAACGAGUUCUUGAAUCCAGAUUAUUCGAAGAUAAAGAGAUCAAUAAAUUGGUAAAGAAAUUGCAAUUCAAUCUCAGCUUUCUUAUUAUUGAUAGGGAGAGAAUUCACGAUAAAUUCUACUCUGAAUAUAUAAAAUUAGAAAAGGGAAUAGAUGAAUUAAAAAAUGAGAAUAUUGAAAUCAAAACCGAGAAUACGAAGUUAAAAUAUGACAAAGAAGAAGUUGAAACUGAGAAUAUAAAGUUAAAACAGGAUUUAGAUGAAUUUAAAAAAGAACUAGAGUCUAAGAAAAAUCGUAAAUUCCAGGGAAAAUGUAUCCUAAUAGCUCAAGUAUUACUUGGAGAAGAACCUGUAGUUGAAUACCGUCCAUCUUUUAUGGAGGGAUUAGAACUUGAUGCUUUCUUCCAACGCCAUCGAAUCGCACUGGAAGUGCAAGGGGCACAACAUCGGCUCCAUCAUACCAGCUGGUAUAAAGAUGUUAAAAAACUCGAGGAUAUUGUAAAUCGUGAUCGGAAAAAAAGAUGUAUAUGUCAAGAUAACGGAAUUUUCCUACUUGAGGUAUGGUAUGAUGAAAAACCAGAAAUAGUUAUUCCUGAAAGGAUUCAAAAAAUUAAGGGUUUCGUUAAUCAAGCAUUUAAAAUUUUCGACCUAUAA